GGUAAAAUAGGUUUUGUGGAUGCCCUGUGUCGUGCAAUGGAUAGUCUAUACUGAUUGGUGGAUGACAAACGAUUGACAUUUACAUUGAGAGCGGUUUUCGUUCGCUGGUCGUCGGCCAUCGAAAGCUAAAAUGGCCACGAAUCACGGUUGGAAAUCAAGUUUUCAAGACAGUAAAAUUGCUGGGUUGUAUGAUCUAGGCGAGACAUUAGGAAAAGGACAUUUUGCAGUCGUGAAAACUGCAAGGCAUGUUUUCACAGGCGAACGAGUGGCCGUAAAAGUCAUCGACAAGACAAAACUUGACGAGAUCGCGAGGGAACAUCUGAUGAAAGAAGUGCGUUGCAUGAAGCUUGUUCAACAUCCCAACGUUGUCAAACUCUACGAAGUGAUCGAUACCAAAACUAAGCUUUAUCUCAUUCUUGAACUGGGCGAUGGUGGAGACAUGUAUGAUUACAUAAUGAACCACGAACAAGGGCUGACGGAGGAGAAAGCUCAAUACUUUUUCAGACAAAUCGUACUUGCAAUCGAUUACUGCCACAAAUUGCAUGUUGUUCACAGAGAUUUAAAGCCUGAAAAUGUCAUCUUUUUCAAAAACAAAGACUUGGCGAAGCUUACAGACUUUGGAUUCUCAAAUAAUUUCAUUCCCAACCAAAAACUGGAGACGGCUUGUGGRUCGCUGGCUUAUUCAGCGCCUGAAGUUUUGCUAGGAGAGUCGUAUGAGGCACCCGCAGUUGAUGUUUGGAGUCUUGGAGUUAUAUUGUUUAUGCUUGUUACUGGUCAAGCACCAUUCAAUGAAGCCAAUGAUAGUGAAACACUAACAAAGAUCAUGGAUUGUCAUUAUGAAGUGCCUCCCCAUGUCUCAAACUCUUGUAAAAGUCUCAUAUCUCGUAUGCUUAUCCGUGAACCUGGCCAUAGAGCAAAUCUCAAUGAAAUUAUAGAGCACCCUUGGUUACAACAAGGUACAACACCUCUUAUCCCUUACGAUGCACCAUUAGUGACUGAGCUGCCACUUUCAUCUGAUGAACACCUACGUAUAGUUGAUAAGAUGGAGACUGGUAAUUUGGCUUGUAGAGAGGAAAUUUUAAGAUCUCUACGUGAAGAUCCUUAUGAUCACACUGCUGCUACGUACUUUCUUCUUGCUGAGCAGUAUCUUCGCAGACUUAAAAUUGCACAAGAUAUGGAAAACUCAGGUGUUGCAAAGAAGAAAAGGAGAAGUAGAGGAUCAUUACCUGACAAUUCGCUGAGACCACACAGAAAAACCCAGUCCAGACCAUCAUCUGCUGAGAGUGACAGUGGAUCAGAAAAGUCGAGUGACAACAGCCCUCGCACAAGUUUCAGGAGACUUGUACCCAGAGAAGGACAAAUUAUGAACAAAUGUAUCCAGGCACAAGCAGUAGAAGUUGAUGAGGCUUUGCACAGUUCCAUGGAGGAAGAUGACUGCAAUCUAAUGGAAAGUCACCGCAUAUUCAGGUCUUUAGAUGAUUUCUCAUCAAGUUCAACGUCGUCGAGCAGAGGACUAUACACAACAGAAGAUCAUAUACGACCAGCCCUUGUGCCAUCACGUCCUAGACAGCGUAAAUCACACAAUUCGCACAUGGCGCUAGCGAAAGCAAAAAGUACUCCAGGSCAUUUAAAUCAAAUAUUUGAGGAACGCGAAUCUGAUUUGGAAGAUAGUCCACGGAACUCACCCCAAAUAGAGCGAGCUCGAAAGCAUAUUGGAGGAGGCGCCAUUAAAGCAAGACGCAAUAAUCGGCGGUUAUCACCCGUACCUUCUACAGGUAGUAGCAGGCGGUCCUCAAGUUGUAGUAGUUCUGAUGACGAUGAUUUAGACAAGCACAUGAAGAGGUUGAAUACAAGUUCAAGCUGUAGAAGAAGUCCAGGCCAGCAUUACCGUAAGGAUGACAGUGGAAGUGAGGGGGAUGGCGGAGGAGGAGCUAACGUCCAGAGAACUGUACGGUCACUAGGAUCAUCUUCAUCAGCACAACCACCGUCAAAAGACCCGGACAAUGGCUCAAAACAAGACUCACAGAAGCAAAGUAGUGGCGGGAAAACAAGUUCGUUGGUCAGAAACAAUAUUAUUGAAAGUAUAUUUACUUUGGAUGCGAUUGAUGAGAGCAACAAAGAAAACUUUUACAGCGAUAACAAGAUAAAAGACGACAUGCUUGGGCAUAGCUUAGAUCUUACACAACGCAGCAGAGAACAUGCUGUAAAAUGUCGCGUAAAUAGUGCACCUUUACCUGCCAAGAGUGAGGUUGAACACAUCAGCAGGACGUACAGCAUGCUUUGUGAACGCAAGGGAAGCGCUGUCAAGUACAUUCAUAGUUUUGCGGAAUUAGAGAAAACUCUUGAAAAUAAUAACGAAAGCUUGUCGUUAGUUGGAUCAGGAAAGAGAGAUUCUUUGACACCAGCUGACAUCGACAACAUAGAUAUGGAAGUAAAACGACCCAGAACAAUUAAUUCGGAUCGCUUGCCACAAGUACUACGCAGUCAGACAGUGAGGUCUGUCACUAGUGCUUGCUGUCAGAUAUUCUAAUUGAAAAUUAGAGCCUAUUUAUAUGAAGUGGGCUGGCCCGGUUAACAGGGCUGAUUUCUGUUAUGUUGUGACCCCGAAGGAAAAGAAAACCAAAGAAACCAUCCCGUUGAACCUGGUCAAUACGCUACAUGUAAUCAGACGCGUGCUCAUUACAUAAACCCAUGAAACAAAUAGCAGUAUCUGAAGUAAAAUCCGUAUGGAAACAAUAGCAAUAAGUCAAGGAAUAGCCUGUAGAGUGCCCUGCAAAGAAGACUGCGAACAACAGAGUGCAUAAUUUCUCAGAAUGAAUUGAAAUUGCAUGGAAAUUAAUAUAACAAAUAUAGUAAUUAAUACCCAUAAUUAAUAGCCCUAGUAUAAAUAAAAGUUUUACGAUCGUUUUCUYCAUUCAUCGAAAUAAUUCACACGCAAGGUGUAAAUUGGGAAAAGAACUGAUUUCAUUGGUAGCCUGGUUUUGCUACCACAGGUAAUCCAGCCAACAUGUCAGCCUCGAAGACUUUUGAAAACCUUUUUCAUGUUUGCCUAGCUUUUUUCAUAUAGACCUAUUUUUUAUACCAUUAUUGUUCACUUUGGUAUAUUUCUCUUGCUUUCUUACUGUGUGGUCACACGCGAACCGUGAAACGUUUCUUGCUAAUGUAAGCUGUCGAGUUCAGUGUAUUCCCUGUAUUUCAAGAUUUGAGUAGCAGAAAGGUUGUGGUUUUAGUGCCCUCACGGUAAAGAAGAAGAGAUUAGUGAACACGCCUGCCUCUAAAAAACAUCUGCUCGUAUCUUAUAAAUUUUCUGCGUUGUUUAUCAGUACCCCACUGCAAUCUUCCAAUUACCGUCGAGCUGUUUGGCUUAAUUAAAAAAGAGAGAUGGAAAACUUGGUUGACGGGCAACUAAAGCCGUAAUUGCGCCGGAAGAAACAUGAAUCUAGUAACUCCUUUGUUUUUAGGGAUCUUUUAAACCAGAAAAACUAAAUGA
Messenger RNA from Exaiptasia diaphana, 3490 nucleotides. Its product is annotated as SNF-related serine/threonine-protein kinase. The transcript has 6 exons. The record is from RefSeq and is a predicted model, not a curated record. Gene Ontology annotation, biological process: microtubule cytoskeleton organization; protein phosphorylation; intracellular signal transduction. Gene Ontology annotation, cellular component: cytoplasm. Lineage: Eukaryota; Metazoa; Cnidaria; Anthozoa; Actiniaria; Aiptasiidae. Gene Ontology annotation, molecular function: protein serine/threonine kinase activity; ATP binding; tau-protein kinase activity. The coding region runs from base 131 to 2530 and encodes 799 amino acids.